GGAAAAACCUCCGACGAGGAGACUUCGGUCACGGUCCUCAUCCCCCCGCUUCCCUCUCCCUCCCCUCCGGGGACCACCAGGCGCCACGCCACGAACUUAAUAGCUCUUCAAGUCUGCAAUAAAAAAUGGCGUCCAAUAAAACUACAUUGCAAAAAAUGGGAAAGAAACAGAAUGGAAAGAGUAAAAAAGUUGAAGAGGCAGAACCUGAAGAAUUUGUGGUAGAAAAAGUACUGGACCGACGUGUAGUGAAUGGGAAGGUGGAGUAUUUCCUGAAGUGGAAGGGAUUUACAGAUGCAGACAAUACUUGGGAACCCGAAGAAAAUUUAGAUUGUCCAGAGUUAAUUGAAGCAUUUCUUAAUUCUCAAAAAGCUGGUAAAGAAAAAGAUGGAACAAAAAGAAAAUCUUUAUCUGACAGUGAAUCUGAUGAUAGCAAAUCAAAGAAGAAAAGAGAUGCUGCUGAUAAACCAAGAGGUUUUGCCAGAGGUCUUGACCCAGAGCGAAUAAUUGGUGCCACAGACAGCAGUGGAGAAUUAAUGUUUCUCAUGAAAUGGAAAGAUUCAGAUGAGGCGGACUUGGUGCUGGCAAAAGAGGCAAAUAUGAAGUGUCCUCAAAUUGUAAUUGCUUUUUAUGAGGAGAGACUAACUUGGCAUUUUUGGGGAAGCUGUUGGGGACUUGAAGAAAGAAACUUCUUGAAAAUGGCUAUUCCUGCCUUUUGUGAAGAGAUUAUGCUAGGAAUCCAGGAGUAG
Molecule: messenger RNA, 746 nt
Organism: Physeter macrocephalus (sperm whale)
Lineage: Eukaryota; Metazoa; Chordata; Mammalia; Artiodactyla; Physeteridae
Gene: CBX3
Product: chromobox 3
Exons: 7
Coding region: 126-746 (206 amino acids)
Biological process (GO): negative regulation of transcription by RNA polymerase II; chromatin organization
Cellular component (GO): pericentric heterochromatin; nucleus
Molecular function (GO): chromatin binding
Source: RefSeq, a predicted model, not a curated record